GUGACUAGGGUUCUAGCUAUCUGCUAUAAAAGGAAGCACCACGCCAAAAAUUUCUGUUCUCUCACUAAUCUGCACGACCUGGUUCGCGAAACCAGGGCAGCUGACUCCCUCAAAACCUAGAAAAUCUCUGUAAAUCUCUUCACUUGCUCUCUUCAGAUCUCUCUCCACAUCAAUAACUAUGCCUCCCAAGUCCUCUAAGUCCAAGGAAGCCCCCGCCGAACGACCCAUCCUCGGUCGUUUCUCAUCUCAUCUCAAGAUUGGCAUUGUUGGAUUGCCAAAUGUAGGCAAAUCAACACUUUUUAACACACUCACAAAGCUGGCAAUACCUGCGGAGAACUUCCCUUUUUGUACCAUUGAGCCAAAUGAGGCCCGGGUUAAUAUCCCUGAUGAGCGGUUCGAAUGGCUUUGCCAGCUGUACAAGCCGAAAAGCGAGGUAUCAGCUUUUUUAGAAAUCCAUGAUAUAGCUGGACUUGUUCGAGGUGCUCAUCAAGGACAAGGGUUGGGGAACAGCUUCUUAUCUCACAUCCGUGCAGUUGAUGGAAUUUUUCAUGUUUUACGUGCCUUUGAAGAUCCAGAUAUCAUCCAUGUUGAUGAUUCUGUUGAUCCUGUGAGGGAUUUAGAGGUUAUUAGUGAAGAAUUAAGGCUGAAGGAUAUUGAAUUUAUUGAAAAGAGGAUAGAGGAUGUUGAAAAGAGCAUGAAGAGGAGUAAUGACAAGCAGUUAAAAAUAGAGCUUGAGCUUUGUCUAAAGGUUAAAGCUUUUCUUGAGGAUGGAAAAGAUAUUCGUCUAGGGGACUGGAAAGCUGCAGAUGUUGAAAUCCUGAAUACUUUUCAAUUGCUUACUGCCAAGCCAGUUGUUUAUUUGGUUAACAUGAAUGAGAAAGAUUAUCAAAGAAAAAAGAACAAGUUUCUGCCCAAGAUUCAUGCUUGGGUGCAGGAACAUGGGGGUGAAACAAUCAUCCCUUUCAGCUGUGCUUUAGAGCGCAAUCUUGCUGAUAUGCCAGAGGAUGAAGCUGCAAAAUAUUGUGAGGAGAACAAGGUACAAAGUGCCCUUCCAAAGAUCAUAAAGACUGGAUUUUCAGCGAUUAAUCUCAUCUACUUUUUCACGGCAGGCCCUGAUGAGGUGAAGUGCUGGCAAAUUCGCCGCCAGACAAAGGCUCCUCAAGCUGCAGGGACUAUCCACAGUGAUUUUGAGAGAGGUUUCAUUUGUGCUGAGGUAAUGAAAUUUGAUGACCUGAAAGAACUUGGUAGUGAGGGGGCUGUUAAGGCUGCUGGGAAGUAUAGACAGGAGGGGAAGACCUAUGUGGUCCAAGAUGCAGACAUAAUAUUUUUCAAGUUCAAUGUUUCUGGUGGAGGGAAGAAAUGAACCAGCCAUGUAUCUUCACCAACCUGAGAUGAGUUAUUAAGUUUAAUUAUUUAAAUAUGCCAAAGCUUUUAGCUGUUUGUAUAAGCUUUUUGUUCUUCACCAUAUUCUCAUUAUAAGUUGAUAAAUAUUACAAAUUGAUUGUGAACUACUAAAGACUGCAGAGUGCCGGGUAUUUGGAUUCUAAAAACAGCUUUGACCUUGGUAUGCAAUUUUCCAGAAUGAUCAUC
Messenger RNA from Vitis riparia (riverbank grape), 1590 nucleotides. RefSeq names its product obg-like ATPase 1. The record is from RefSeq and is a predicted model, not a curated record. Bases 179 to 1363 code for a protein of 394 amino acids. Lineage: Eukaryota; Viridiplantae; Streptophyta; Magnoliopsida; Vitales; Vitaceae. Gene Ontology annotation, cellular component: cytoplasm. Gene Ontology annotation, molecular function: ATP hydrolysis activity; ATP binding; GTP binding. The transcript is spliced from 12 exons.